UGCUUUCCGCAGUAACGGUCGCAUUUGUGCUCAGCGUUAAAAACGAUAAAAUACAACACUGCAAGGUUUAGUUGACACAUUUUUAGACUCUAGACACGCCUUUGUGGUGUUUUAAGUACUGUUUGUGUUUAUGGCAGGUGUUUGAAUGGAGGAGCAGACCGUAAACCAACUUGACAACCUGCUGCUUCAGUUAGGUAUAGAAACGCAAGAACUUGCUCAGAGGAAGGAUGACAUCAAACACCAAAUACAAAUUUUAGAGUCCAGCAUUCAGGAGAAGAAAGAUUAUAUUGACACAACCCAGAAGACCAUCAAAAAACUUGAUGAAGAAAUUAAUCAGAAACAGGACACUGUAAAGUUCAUCAAAGAAAACACGAAAAAUCUCCAGCAAACAGGAAAUCUCAUGCUUCAAUAUGAGAAGACACUGGAAUCUGAGCUGGAGAAGAGACAGGACAGCUAUAAUCAAGACAUGAAAAUAUUCCAGGAGAGAAUGGAAAGCUACAGGGAUGUGUUUCAGCAGUAUAAGGACAGUUACUGUCUUAACCCAGAGGCUCAGAAACUACUUCAGAUUCAAGCAGAGAAUGAAAAGAUCGAGAAGAGAAUCAGGGAAACUGAGAGCCAAAUAGUGGAGAAAGAGAGAGAGCUAACAGCUGCACUCGGUGUGAAUGACCCUAUUGUCUCUACUUCUGAUGGUGCUGACAGUAACCACAGCAAUAGUAAGUGUCCAGAAUCUGAAACCUUACAAACUGACAAUAAUGAGUCAUUGGGGGAACUGGAUUGUCACCAAGACCCUGAAAUGCAGAGGCCUGCAGAAGAAACAGAUGAUCGUGGAAUGAUUGCCGAAGAAUUUUCUGAAGAGAAAGAUCGACAAGACAUGAGUGAAUCCGACACUGAGAUGUUUAACUACACCUCAUGGCCAAAGUCAGACAGCGUAGAAGAUCAAAUCAAUCAAGAAGGCGAUCAGAAACAAUCAGAGAAGGGAAAUGAGCCGGAGGAGAAUAUGAAGAGUUCAUGUGUGGAGACAUUAGAAGGGAAUGAUGAAGAGGAUGUAGGGAAGAGCAAAGUGGGUGCUAUGGAGGAAACAGCUAGUAAGGGAGUCAUCUGUCCACCUCCUUCACCAGCCAGAAUGAAAGCUCUGCUGCCAACCCCAACCUUCUCCAUAAAUAACAGUCCCUACUGCUCACCUGAACAACCCGAUAUCUCCGAAUCCAAAUCACCUGCUUUUGUUUUCGCUGCGAUUUCUGCUCCGAACACUCCAAGACUGGGCUGUGAUUUUGGCAUGGGCUCAACAGAAGAGGCCUCACCAUUUACAUUUACAAGCUCCUACUUCAGCGACAAGAAGUCACCAGGAUCUGGACCAAAGUUCUCAGGUUUCUUGUUCGAUGAAGGCGAGAGUCGACAGGAAGAGUUUUCAUUUUCAUUCAGCAAUGAUAACACACAGCAGAGCUCCUCAACACAGCCAACUACAGGACCUGAUGAUUCAUUUCCAUUCACAUUCAGCUUUGGAAAAUUAUAACCACGUAACUAUAAAUCUCUGUUUGUUAGAAAUCAUUUGAUUUGUCUGUUAGACUUUAUGUGUAAGUUAAUGAGUAGUUUCUUGGUAGAGUUUGUUUGUUUCAGGAAUAAUAACUUAUUUACAGUGUUACAGAGAAAACUAAAGAGCAACAUUUAGUAUGUUAUAUUAAAUGUUUGUAUAUCUAGUACUGCUAAUACAGAAAGAUUUCAAAAACAUCCAAUUUCAAUUCACACGUUUGUUUAAAUAUACCUUUUAUUAUAUGUUUUAAUAUAUGUACUGUAUAUUUAUUGUACAGUAAAUAACACCAAAUACUUUUUAUUGA
Messenger RNA from Misgurnus anguillicaudatus (oriental weatherfish), 1835 nucleotides. RefSeq lists its product as uncharacterized. The record is from RefSeq and is a predicted model, not a curated record. Gene Ontology annotation, biological process: spermatogenesis; homologous chromosome pairing at meiosis; oogenesis. Gene Ontology annotation, cellular component: central element. NCBI's taxonomy places the organism in Eukaryota, Metazoa, Chordata, Actinopteri, Cypriniformes, Cobitidae.